CUAAGCCAGCCCUAAAGCUGCCGGAAGUGGUUUCCUACCGGAAGAUAAUAGAAUACGGGCCGGUGCCGGAUGUUGCUGUGGUUUUAGUCCAGUGGACGCUAACGGGUAGGCGGGCUGCGCAGGCGCAGAGCGCCCUGGCCACGCCGGCUAAGGUAGCCUCAGCACGGGAUGCGGCGACUGCCCUGAACCAGCAUGGCCGCGGCUGACGAGCUGGCCUUCCACGAGUUCGAGGAAGCCACCAGCCUCCUCGCUGAGACCCCAGACGCUGCCACCAGCAGCAGGAGCGCUCCGCCGAGCUCCCCUGGCCACGUGGCGGUGGCCGUGGGCCCCGGUGGCGGCUUCGGAGCGGAGGAGGAGGACGAGGAGCAGGGUGACAAGGCCGCGCUGCUGCAGCCGGAGAGGCCGCCGCCCGGGUUCUGGACCUUCAGCUACUACCAGCGGUUCUUCGAUGUGGACACCUCCCAGGUGAGCUGCAGCCCCGCCCGGGUUGGCGGCCUGCGAGGGUGGGGACCCCGCGGAUGCACGGCCGAGCAGGUCGGGGCGCGAUCACCGAGCCGGAGGAGGGACCGGGAGCAGGUGCGGAAGCUGCGGGCACAGCCUGGGGCCCCUGGCGGCAGGCUGCUUGUCUUGGGAUGCAGUCCUGCCAGGUCGCCUGCGCUGGCCUCAAACCCGAGCUCAGGAGUCUGUCUCAGCCUCCUAGUGGCUGGGCGCCAGGUGCCCCCAGUGUGCCCCGCUGUGAGCUGUGUCACAGUCAGCAGGGGUCUGGGCUUUCUGGGAGGUGGUGGGGAGCCGUGGAAGGUUCCAGGUGGGACGAGCACACACGGAAGAGACCUGCUCGAGCCCCGGGCCAGCUGGGUGCCCGUGAAGCCGGGCACAGAGGACAGGACAGACUCGGGCUGGGAGUGGGCUUGGUGCCCCAGGAGCCGCCCGCGAGCCAAGGAGGGAGGCGGGGCUCUUCCGGGCAGUCCACGGGCGGAAGCCUGGCACUGGGCUCGGCCACAGGUCCUGGACCGGAUCAAAGGCUCACUACUGCCCUGGCCUGGCCACAACUUCGUGCGGCGCCAUCUGCAGAAUCGGCCCGAUCUGUACGGUCCCUUCUGGAUUUGUGCCACCUUGGCCUUCGUCCUGGCUGUCACCGGCAACCUGACCCUGGUGCUGGCCCAGAGGAGGGACCCCUCCAUCCACUACAGCCCCCAGUUCCACAAGGUGACCGUGGCAGGGAUCACCAUCUACUGCUACGCGUGGCUCGUGCCGCUGGCGCUGUGGGGCUUCCUGCGGUGGCGCCAGGGUGUGCGGGAGCGCGUGGGUCCCUACAGCCUGCUGGAGACCGUGUGCGUGUACGGCUACUCGCUCUUCGUCUUCAUCCCCAUGGUGGUCCUGUGGCUUAUCCCCGUGCCGUGGCUGCAGUGGCUCUUUGGGGCGCUGGCCCUGGCCCUGUCCACAGCUGGGCUGGUGCUCACGCUGUGGCCCGUGGUCCGAGAGGAUACCCGGCUGGUGGCCGCGGCCCUGCUGUCCACGGUGGUGCUGCUGCACGCGCUGCUGGCCCUGGGCUGUAAGCUCUACUUCUUCCAGCCACUGCCACUGCAGCAGGCGGUGCCUCCCGCCCAAGUGACGCCGGAGAGCCCGCGCACACCGCCGUCUCCUGCCCUGGCCCGGUCUGCGGUCACCUCCUAGGAGGCCUGGCCGCCCGGGGAGCUUGCGCUCUGCUGCAGACACGAGGACCAAAGGCACCACCGACCCGGGCAGACUUUUCUUACAAAGCAAACACUUUUAUUUUCUAUGCAAAGGUGAUCCAGAGAAUUUAUAUAAAGGCAGGGAGGGCAGCCGAGCAGGGAGCUUCCAGGGCAGCUUGGGGGACACAGCCAGGGACCCCGCGGAGGGGCGGGGCAUCUGAGGGGCCCACCCUGCCUAGGGCACACGAGUGGCCUGGCCCGGCCUGAGCCCCGCUUCGCAGAUUUGGAGAUGGGGUGCUGGGCACAGACACCGCCUGUUCUGGGACACACUGUCCGAGUCCCUCUAUUUUCUUCCUUUAGGGGAGGGGUGGUCUCUGGGAGCCAGGCUCCGACGAGGGUCGGAGUGGGCAGGACAGCAGCGAGGGCACAGGACGGGAUGGGACGGGACGGAGGUGUACAUUCAAGUGUGAGGUGACCCCGGGGCGCCGGGCCCGGGCCGAGAGGGGCUGCUGGCUGCGCCCGGCCGGCCGGGUUUCUCAGAGGGUCUGUGGCUUGACACUGGUUCUUUUCGUAAAAAAAUAAAAUUAAAAAAAGCAGCA
Messenger RNA from Cavia porcellus (domestic guinea pig), 2272 nucleotides. It is a transcript of the gene Yipf2, whose product is annotated as Yip1 domain family member 2. Gene Ontology annotation, biological process: vesicle-mediated transport. Bases 193 to 1674 code for a protein of 493 amino acids. Gene Ontology annotation, cellular component: membrane; Golgi apparatus. Gene Ontology annotation, molecular function: small GTPase binding. The transcript has 8 exons. The record is from RefSeq and is a predicted model, not a curated record. NCBI's taxonomy places the organism in Eukaryota, Metazoa, Chordata, Mammalia, Rodentia, Caviidae.